UUUUUUUUUUUUCCGGUGCGACUUUGCCAAGUAGCGGCGCAAUGUCGAGUGCGAGCGCGAGUGCGGGUGGACCGUUAUUCUUCUCCCUCCGCCGCCGCGCGCUGCUCGGAGCGCUUUUUUUACGCACGGAUACCGUGACGAGCGCUCUUUUCGGAAUAAACGCGAAGGGGAGGCAGCAAGAAGAACCCCAAAGUUUCCCGUGCGAACUCGCAGGAAUGCUUUUCACCUUCCCGCGGAUGUUGCAUUGAUGAGGAGCGCCAGCCGCUGCCGCCGCCGGAGUGAAAACAUCAGCGUUGCAAAAGUGAAGUUUCCGAGCGGCCCGGGUCGGGAUUAUAAUGCUGUAGCGUGGAUGCGUCAAGCUGCACCGGGCUGGCUGACCUGACCAUGGCGCGGCUUCACUCGCUCCUGCUGCUGCUGCUGCUGCUGUGGACUCUGUCGCGCUACUCGGCGUCCACGCAAGUCCGCCAAGAGUUCCGCGUGCUGGAGGAGCAGCCCGCGGGGACCUACGUGGGUCAGAUCGAGACCCGCGCCGGCUUCACGUACCGCUUCAGCGAGAGCCACAGACUUUUCGCCAUCAACGGGAGCACGGGGGUGAUCUCCACCUCGUCCGUGGUGGACAGGGAGCUGCUGCAGAGCGAUGUCAUCAACGUGGUGGUGCUCUCCAGCCAGCCCACCUACCCCACGGAGGUCAGGAUCAUCGUGUCGGAUAUUAACGACAACGCGCCGGUGUUCCCGGACGCGUCCAUCGUGGUGUCCUUCAAGGAGGACGCCAGCAGCGGCCGGCAGGUCAUUCUGGACACGGCCACCGAUUCCGACAUCGGGAGCAACGGCGUCGACCACACCACCUACAGAAUCGUCGAGGGCAACCAGCAGAGGAAGUUCCGCUUGGAUAUUACCGUCAAUCCCAGCGGCGAGGGCGCAUUCCUGCAUCUGGUGUCGACAGGGGGUCUGGACCGGGAGCUUACGCCCUUUUACCAGCUUCUGGUCGAAGUGGAGGACAAGGGGGACCCUAAAAAGUUUGGCUACAUGCAGGUGAACGUCACCAUCCAGGACAUCAACGACAACCCGCCCGUGUUUGAGGGCGAACAGUACCAGGCCAGCGUGUUUGAGGACGCCGCCGUGGGCUCCGCCGUCCUCCGGAUCACGGCGUCCGAUCGGGACGACGGGACCAACGCCGAGAUCAGGUAUUUCCUCGACGAGGGCACCCCCUUCCAAAUCGACCCGAAAGACGGUACCGUUAUCAUAAAGCAAAGUUUGGAUUACGAAAGUAAGAAGGAGUACUCGUUGACGAUCCACGCGGUGGACAACGGGGCGCCGUCAUUGUCCGGGAGGACAGAGGCCACCGUCAAACUGCUGGACGUAAAUGACAACGACCCCGUGGUGAAGUUCAGGUACUUCCCCACCACAUCCAAGUUUGCGUCCGUCGACGAAAACGCGCAAAUUGGCACCGUGGUGGCCCUGCUCACCGUUUCUGAUUCCGACUCCCCCGCUGCGAACGGUAACAUCUCGGUGUCCAUUUUGGGCGGUAACGAGCAGAGACAUUUUGAGGUGCACACGUCCCCCGUGCCCAAUUUGAGCUUGAUUAAAGUGGCCAGCGUAUUGGACAGGGAGCGAAUUUCCUCGUACAACCUAACGGUGUCGGUGUCGGACAACGGCAAGCCGGUGGCACGCUCGUCUUACGCUAGUCUUGUCAUAUUCGUCAAUGAUAUCAAUGACCACCCCCCAGUAUUCCAGGAGGCGCUGUACAGGGUCGAUAUCAGCGAAGACGUCCCCAGGGGCAGCUACAUAAAAGGGGUUUCUGCAACAGAUGGCGACUCCGGGCAGAAUGCCAACCUCCGCUACUCGCUGGUGUCUGGAAACACUUUGGGCUGGUUCUCCAUCAGCGAAAACAGUGGCCUGGUUACCAGCGCUGCUUUGUUGGACCGGGAGGUGGCAUCCCAAGUCGUGCUCAACAUUAGCGCAAAGGACCAGGGCCUGCAGCCCAAGAUUUCUUACACCAAACUCAUCGUGAGCAUCGCCGAUGUGAAUGACCAAGUGCCCACGUUCACACAGAGCGUGUAUCGCGUUUCCCUGGUCGAGCACGCCCCCGCCGGCACCGAGCUGCUCGUGCUCUCGGCCUCCGACGACGACCUGGGCGAGAACGGGACGGUCCGAUUCUCAUUCGACGCAGAGACGGCGCCCGGCGUCCGGGACCUGUUCCGACUGGACGCCGCGUCGGGCCGGCUGAGCACAGCCGGCGAGCUGGACAGAGAGGAUCGGUCGUCUUACUUGCUCCACAUCCAAGCGAGAGACACCGGCACGCCCCCGCUGCACUCGGUUGGAAAAGUCAACGUCACCCUGAGGGACAUCAAUGACAACAGGCCCGUUUUUUAUCCCGUGCAGUAUUUCGCAAACGUGAAAGAGAACGAGCCGCCGGGCACUUACGCCGCCGCCGUUUCCGCCACGGACCCGGACUCGGGUCGCAACGGCACCGUUAAAUACAUCAUCACGGCGGGCGACACCUCCAAAUUCCACAUUAACAGCAACACGGGUAAAAUCACCACCCUGGCGUCGUUGGACAGAGAAGUGAAAACCGCGUAUCAGCUGCAGGUGACAGCCGCAGACGGCGGCGGCCUGCGCUCGCACACGCACGCCAUCGUCACCGUGACCGUGGUGGACACACAAGAUAACCCCCCCAUCUUCGGCCAGAAAGAUUACAGCUUUGUCAUGUUUGAGAACGUGGCCACGGGAACGGUCGUCGGGACGGUGUCGGCCACCACUGUGGAUUUGAACGCGAAUAUUUCCUACCUGAUCACCUCGGGGGACCAGAGGGGGGUUUUUGCCGUCAACGCGGCAGGUCAGAUCACGGCAGCCAGUCCGAUAGACCGAGAGGAGCAAGGCUUCUAUCGCCUGAAGGUUGUCGCUCGAGCGGGCGAAAUCACGGGAGAGGCCUUUGUCAACGUCACAGUCAAGGACCUGAACGACAAUGCGCCCCACUUCAUCCACUCCGUGGUACACGUGAGCGCCGUAGAGAACUGGAGCACGGGCCACGUGAUCUUCCAAGCCAAGGCCUCGGAUCCCGACGAGGGUGCCAACGGCGUGGUGGUCUACAGCCUCGAGCGAAACCCGCGAGGUCUGUUUCACGUUCACGAGAAGCACGGCCUCAUCACGCUGACCGGACCUCUGGAGGUCACCACUACGUCCUACGAGGUGGAGGUCUUGGCGUCAGACAACGGGGUCCCCCGACUUACCUCAAGCUUGGUCCUCAUCAUCAGCGUGUACGACGUCAACGACAACUCGCCCGUGUUUGGCCAGCUCUCCUACGAGGUGGCCAUCCUUGAGUCAGAGCCGGUCAACAGCCGUUUUUUCAUGGUGGAGGCCACCGACAAAGACUCCGGCCUCAACGGGGAGAUCAUGUACGACAUCGUUGGCGGCAACACUGGGGAUGUCUUUGGAAUUUUUCCAGACGGUCAACUGUACAUUAAAGCAGAGCUGGACCGGGAGCUGCAAGGCAGCUAUGACUUAGUGGUGGUGGCGACAGACCGCGCCGUGGAACCGCUAAGCGCCGCCGUCAAUGUCAGUGUGAUUCUGGACGACGUCAACGACAACCGCCCCCUGUUCAACAGCACCAAUUACGUCUUUCACUUUGAGGAGGAGCAGACGAGGGGCUCGCCGGUCGGCCGGGUCCACGGCGAGGAUAAGGACUUUGGGCCGAACAGCGACAUCAGAUACUCAUUUGAGACUCCGCAGCCCAACUUUGAGCUGAACGCCAUGACGGGGGAGUUGACGAGCACGCAGCGACUGGACCGCGAGUCGCUCGUGAGACAAAGGGGCACCGCCGCCUUCAGCUUUGUCGUCAUCUCGGCCGACCAGGGACUCCCGAAACCCCUGAGAGACCAGGCCAAAGUGCACGUUUACAUACGAGACAUCAACGACAAUGCGCCCAAGUUCACCAAGGACAUUUACCAGGCCUCCAUCUUUGAGUCGGCGCAGAAUAUGACCCAGCUGCUGCGCGUCUCCGCCUCCGACGUGGACGAAAACAACAACGGACGAGUCCAUUAUCACAUCGCUCUCGGCAACGAGGAGGGACAGUUCGCCAUUGACGGCAGCUCUGGACAAAUCACGCUGGUGGGCGGGCUGGAUUAUGAAUCGACAGCCACGUAUUCUCUGAAAAUAAUCGCCGUUGAUGGCGGCGUCGUGCCCUUGUCGUCCACGUGUCUGCUAAGCAUCACCGUCCUGGACGAGAACGACAACUCCCCGACCUUCCCCAAACCGUCAGUGUCCGUGGACGUGCAGGAAAACAUGAGGAUAGGCGACCUGGUGGCCUCCGUGACGGCGAGCGACGCCGACUCGGGCCCGAACGCCGACAUAACGUACAGCAUCGCCGCCGCAAACGGCCACGGCACGUUCGGCAUCAGUCCCAACACGGGCAGCAUCUUCUUGUUCAAGAAGCUGGACUACGAAACGCAGUCCUUUUACAAGCUCAACGUCACGGCGAGGGACAACGGGCGACCCCAGCGCUCCUCGUCCAUUCCCGUGAUCGUACAUGUGAGGGAUUUCAACGACAACCCCCCCAUCUUCACCCCCGGGGACAUCUUCAAAUCCAUCCCGGAGAAUCUGCCCGUCUCGGCCUCGGUCAUGACCAUCUCGGCUCACGACACGGACGCGGACAUCAACGGGCAGCUGGAGUACUCCAUUGUUCAGCAGGUCCCCCGGGGAGGCCACUUCAGCAUCGACCCGAGCUCCGGCCUCAUCUACACCGCCAAGGAGGUGGACAGGGAGUUCUCCAACCUGUUUGAGCUGACGGUGAAGGCCACGGACCAGGCCAUGCCCUUUGAAUUCCGGCGUUUCGCUCUUAAAAACGUCACCAUAUGGGUCACGGACCUCAACGACAACGUCCCCACUUUCGUGUCGCAGAACGCCCUCGUGGCCGAGCCCAGCAUCGUCGUCGGCUCCAUCCUGACGACGGUGGUGGCCCACGACCCCGACGACGGAGAAAACGGCGAGGUGGAGUACGAGCUGGUGGAGGGCGACUCGGACACGUUCAUCGUGGACCGCUACAGCGGCGACAUCCGGCUGGCCUCGCAGCUGGUGCCCUCCCGCCUCACCUACACGCUCACCGUGUCGGCCACCGACCACGGCAGCGAGCGCAAGACCUCCAGGACGGACAUGACCAUCAUCCUCCGGGGUUUGGACGGCCCCGUGUUCACGCAGCCCAAGUACAUCACCAUCCUCAAGGAGGGCCAGCCGCCGGGGACCGACGUCAUCUCCCUGGACGCCUCCAGCCCGCGAGGCUCCGGCGGGAAAGUGGAGUACUUCAUCGUGGCGGUGCGUAGCGGCGGCAAGGCCGCCGGCCGCCUCUUCACCAUCGGACGCCGCAGCGGAGUCUUGCAGACGGCAGCGGAGCUCGACAGGGAGAAGGGCUCCGACCUCUACCUGGUGGACGUGUACGCCAUCGAGACGGACGCCGGCCAUCCCAGGACGCAGCGCGCCGAGGUGGAGAUCACACUGCAGGACGUCAACGACAAUCCGCCUGUUUUCCCCAACGACAUCCUGGACGUAACCAUCGAGGAGAACGUGGGCGACGGCUUCAGGAUAAUGCAGCUAACAGCCACGGACGCAGACGAGGGCCCAAACGCGCUGGUGACAUACACCAUAAUCAGCGGUGCAGACGACAGUUUCCGAAUUGACCCCGAGUCCGGCGACCUGAUCGCCACCAAAAAACUGGACCGGGAACGCCGAUCCAGUUACUCCCUGCUGGUGCGGGCUGACGACGGUCAACAGUCGUCCGACAUGAGGCUCAACAUCACCGUCGAGGACGUCAACGACCACACUCCCAAGUUCUCGCGCCCCACAUAUUCGUUCGACAUCCCUGAAGAUACGUCACCGGGCUCCAUUGUGGCGGCGAUCCUGGCCAGCGACUCUGACUCAGGGGUGAACGGCGAGGUCACGUACUCGCUGGAGGACGACGACGACGUCGAGACGUUCCUGCUUAACCCGGUCACCGGCGUUUUCAACGUGACACGGUCGCUGGACUACGAGAACCAGCAGUACUACAUCCUGACGGCCAAAGCGUUGGACGGCGGCGGGCAGGCCAGCACAGUCCGGGUGUAUUUCAACGUCCUGGACGUGAACGACAAUGCGCCGAUGUUCAACACCAGCGCGUACAGCGCGUCGGUUUUGGAAAGCCUGCCGCCGGGAUCCAGCAUCGUUACUGUCAGUGCCAGUGAUGCAGAUGAUGGUCCCAAUGCAGAGCUCAUAUACAAAAUUGCAUCGGGCGAUCCGCAGGACCACUUUGUCAUAACGAAAGAGGGUGUCCUGAAAACCAGGAAGGCCUUGGACAGGGAGACGCAGUCCUUCUACAACCUGGUGAUCACGGUUAACGACCUGGCUCCAUUUCCGACGACCCGUUUCACCAGCACUGCGCAGGUGUCCGUCAUCCUGCUGGACGUCAACGACUGCCCACCGACGUUCAUCUCGCAAAUGAUGACGUACAUCCAGGAGAACACACCGGUGGAUACGGCGGUCUUCACCGCCCAGGCUGCGGAUGCUGACAGCGGGCCCAACAGUUACGUCGAAUAUUCUCUCAAGGGACCGUUCAGUAACAAGUUCAGAAUUGAUACCAUUGACGGGGAGGUCCGGUUGAUUGGAGAAUUGGACCGAGAGGAGCUGGCCAACUACACCCUGACAGUUGUCGCCACUGAUAAAGGCGAGCCGCCGCUUUCCUCCACCAUGGAUGUGACCAUGUUGGUUCUGGACGUCAAUGACAACACGCCGAGCUUCUCCCAAAAUAUUUACGACAUUGAGAUCGAGGAGAACACAUUGACUGGGACCGACAUCAUCCAAGUGUUUGCCACUGACGCAGAUGAAGGCACCAACGGGCAAAUCCGCUUCUCUAUCUCCGGGGGAAAUCCCAAUGGAGACUUCAGAAUGGAUUCGGUCACAGGAAUGGUCUCUGUGGCCAAGCAGCUGGACCGCGAAGUCCAGUCGUCGUACUCGCUGGUUGUCCAAGCGUCCGACCGUGGAAGCAGUCCCAGGGUUGACCGUGCGACGGUCAACAUCGUGUUGCUGGACAUAAAUGACUGCUUGCCUGUGUUUGAGCUCUCUCCUUACACGGUCAACGUUCAGGAGAACCUCGAGGCUUUACCAAGAAACAUACUUCAGGUUGUCGCCAGGGACGAUGACCAAGGCGCCAACGGUCAUCUCAGCUACAUGCUCGGCGGCGGCAACGAUGGAGGCGCAUUCAGCUUGUCGUCCAGCGGUCAACUGAGUCUGACUCAGACUCUGGACCGCGAGGCUCAAGGGAAAUAUGUCCUGCUGAUCACAGCCGCCGACUCGGGUUCUCUGCCGCUGAGCGGAACGGGGACGGUCACGGUUCUGGUGGACGACGUCAACGACAACAUGCCGGUUUUCCCCUCGUCCGCCUUCCACACAACCAUCACGGAGGACGCUCCCACCGGGACCGACGUGCUACUGGUGAACAGUUCCGACGCGGACGUGGGCCUCAACGGUGUCAUAAGUUACAGUUUGACCGGAGGACACGGACAGUUCUCCAUCAACCCGGCGACCGGACAGAUUAUCACCAGCUCCCUGUUGGACCGAGAGGCGCGAGCCAAUUACCAGCUGCUGGUGGCGGCGACAGAUGGAGGGCAGCCGCGGGGCCUGUCCAGCUCGGCCACCGUGUCGGUGACGGUGGCCGACAUCAAUGACAACCCGCCGCGCUUCCACCACCACCCUUAUGUUACCCACAUACCCGCCUCCACUGCAGCAGGGUCCCUGGUCUUUGCUGUUACUGUCACCGAUGAGGACUCGGGAUCCAAUGCUCAGCUGCACUACUCGCUGGUGGGACGCAACUCGGACAAAUUCAAGAUCGACCCUGUCCGAGGUGCCAUCACUGCCAACGAGAAGCUGACGGGGACUUCGGAGGUCACCCUCACAGUUCGGGUCAAAGACGGGGGAGCCAACCCAAAAACUGACACGAGCACAGUGACGGUGCGCUUUGUCAAUGGAGGCAACUUCCCUGUAAUCAAGCUGAAGGAGCACGCCUUCACCUUUCCUGAGAGCCAACCGACGAAUCACCUUGUCACCACCGUGACGGGGUCUUCCAGGAGGGGCGGGCCUCUGUCGUACUACAUCGCCAGCGGCAACCUGGACAAUGCCUUUCACAUCGAUCAGCUUUCCGGCGACUUAAUCAUCAGGCAUCCAUUGGAUUAUGAACACAUUCAGAAAUACGUUCUUUGGAUUGAGGCCAGAGAUCAAGGCUUUCCUCCGUAUUCCUCCUAUGAAAAUGUGGACAUCACGGUGUUGGAUGUUAACGACAAUCACCCGGUGUUUGACAAGGACCCUUUCAAUGCCGAGAUACUGGAGAACCUGUCACCUCAACGGGUCCUCGUGGUCUCUGCCGUUGAUCUGGAUAAUGGACCGAACGGGCAGUUGGAAUAUGCCAUCAUCGACGGAAACAACGAGAAUAGCUUCAGCAUCAGUCGAGCCACCGGUGAGAUACGAACCACCAGGCCUCUUGACCGCGAGAAGAUGGCCCAGUACACGUUGAGAGUCAAAGCCACGGACCGAGGGCUGCCGCCUAAAAACUCUGCUGUCAAUGUUAAAAUCACCGUGCUGGACGUAAAUGACAACGCCCCCCGGUUUUCCAAGAUUUUCAGCGCCACUGUGGCUGAGAAUGCUCCUGUAGGUUACACGGUCACCAGAGUCACCACCACAGACGAGGAUGCUGGCGCCAACGCCAUCAGUCGCUACUCAAUCACAGACACCACCCUCCCAUUUAGUAUUAAUUCCAACACAGGGGACAUAACAAUUAGUAGGCCACUCAACCGGGAGGAUACAGACCACUACUUUGUCAAAGUGUCUGCCCACGACUCCGGAUGGACAGUGAGUACAGACGUCACGGUAUUCGUCACAGAUAUCAACGACAACGCCCCCAGGUUUAGUCGUCCGUCUUACUACAUCGACUGCCCUGAACUGACUGAGGUGGGUUCCUUGGUGACGCAGGUGUCAGCCACUGAUCCCGACGAGGGUUUCAACGGCAAAAUAUUUUAUUUUAUUCGGACCCAGUCGGAGUAUUUCAGAAUUAAUUCCAGCUCUGGAGAGAUAUUUGUGAAGCAGCAGUUAAGGUAUCAGAAUUCAACAGGGGCCAGCAGCUUGAACGUUAACCGCCACAGUUUCAUUGUCACGGCCUCGGACCGAGGGCUCAAGCCUUUGAUGAGCGAGACGACAGUCAUUGUGAACAUAGUCGACAGUAACGACAAUCCUCCCGAGUUCGAGUCACUGAGUUACUUUACUCCCGUCACAAAGAGUGUCAAAGUCGGCACCAGGCUAAUAAGGAUCGUAGCUCACGACAAAAAAGACUUUGGCCUCAACUCUGAAGUUGCGUACUCGAUUAGAGGAGGUAAUAGCUCGAGUAAAUUCAAAUUAGAUGAAAUGAGUGGGUGGGUCACGGUUGCAUCACCCCUCAUAUCUGAUAUAAAUAAGAUUUUCCUCAUGGAUGUCAUGGCUAGCGACAGAGGGAAUCCGCCUUUGUCUGCACAGACGACAGUGCGAAUCGCCGUCACGGAGGAAAACCACCACACACCCGAGUUCUCCCAAAGCCAAAUCUCAGCUACAGUGCCUGAAAGCCUUGUUGUGGGAACUGCAAUAAGGACUCUAUCGGCCAGGGACAAAGAUAAAGAAAUGAAUGGCCUUAUCAAAUAUAAUAUUACAUCAGGGAACGGCAAGGGGUUGUUUGCACUGAAUAGUAAGACAGGGGUGUUAUCCCUCGCGCAGCCUCUCGAUUUCGAAGAAAACCAACAACACCAGCUGAAAGUUUCAGCCACGGACGGCGGUUGGAUUGCAAAGUCGAGCUUUGUCACGGUCACAGUUUACGUCACUGACGUGAAUGACAACCCUCCAGCGUUCGAUCCGGAUGAGCUCUACCCUAUCGUGCAGGAGAACGUUCCAAGUGGCACCACAGUGGUGAAAAUGAACGCCGUCGACCUCGAUUCGGGAGCAAACGCAGUCAUGGCCUACGUCAUACAAUCGUCAGACAGUGACCUCUUUGUUAUUGAUCCCAACACGGGCACCAUCACCACUCAGGGAUUUUUGGAUUACGAGGCUAAGCAGGUCUACCAUUUGACAGUGAAGGCAUUCAACGUCCCAGACGAGGAGCGCUGCAGCUUCGCCAAUGUCAACAUUCGGCUAAAGGGAGCCAAUGAAUAUGUACCCCGCUUUGUCUCCAAAGAGUACUACUUUGAAAUCUCUGAAGCCGCUCCAAAAGGCAGUGUGGUUGGGGAAGUUUUUGCAAGUGAUCGUGACCAAGGUGAUGAUGGAGUGGUCUACUACCUCAUUUUUGGGAAAAGCAGGAGGAAAGGCUUUGGCAUCAACAAAAGAUCUGGACAGAUUUAUGUCACAGGUGCACUGGACCGCGAGAAAGAGGAAAAGAUUUCACUUCGAGUGUUGGCCAAAAAUGCCGGGGCUAUCCGUGGAGCAGAUAUUGAUGAGGUUUUUGUGAACAUCACGGUACUCGAUGCCAAUGAUCCUCCUGUGUUUUCUCAGGAGUUGUAUGACGUGCAGAUCAGUGAGGGUCUGUCGCCUGGCGGUCUGGUUACAUUUGUGAGUGCUGAGGACUCGGAUUCUGUCCCAAGCUGGAGCCGGUUUUCCUACUCCAUUGCACCAGAGUUUGAUAAAAAGAUUUUCACUAUUAACCCCAAGACUGGCCAAGUGUCUGUGGCAGCAGAGCUCGACAGAGAGACAACACCUGUAUAUAAUCUAACCGUUCUCGCUGCGGAUACUGGCACACCUCCUUCUACUGGAAGCACCACGCUGAUUGUGAACCUGGAAGAUAUCAAUGACAACGGUCCAAGUUUGACAACCACGUACGCUGAAGCGAUGGAGAACCAGAAGUCUGGCACUGCGGUCACAACGUUAACAGCUUCCGACCCCGACUUACCACCCAAUCAAGGACCUUACAUAUACAGCCUUCUCAGUUCUGGCUCUGCCAACAGCUAUUUCAAUCUAAGUCCAGCUGGAAUCCUCACCACAAAUCGAGAGAUUGACAGAGAACAGAUUAGUGACUUCUAUCUCUCCAUUGUGAUCAAGGACUCUGGUGUACCUCAAAUGUCCUCCACAGGAACCAUUCGCAUUAAAAUUAAUGAUCAAAAUGACAACCCAUCAGAGCCAAGGUCAAUGGAAAUCUUUGUUCACUACUUUGGAAACAUAUUUCCGGGAGGUUCUUUGGGAGAUGUAAAACCCCAAGACCCUGACAUUCAAGACAGGUUCCACUGCUCCCUCAUUCCACCUUCCUCUGCGCUGUUUAAUAUUCCUACUGGAACAUGCAACCUCAACUCAAAAGCACGGUCGACAGAUGGAAACUUUGAAUUAACCAUCCGAAGCAGCGACGGUGUCCACGGUCCCGUCAGCAACACAGCCCGAGUCCUCUUCAUCGGUUUCACAAAUGCCACAGUAGAUAACAGCAUUCUCAUUCGACUCCAGUCUCACGGAGUAAGAAACUUCCUCACCGACCACUACCUCAGCUUCUUACGCAUUGCCAACUCCCAGCUAGCGGGGCUAGGCACCGGGGUCUUGCUUUAUGGUGUGUUUGAGCUCAACAACCAGACUUUCGUGAUGGCAGCUAUCAAACGAGGCCAUGGACAAUACGUGAACCCCAGUGGCGUGGCUACAUUCUUUCAGAGUAUCAAAGACAUUCUGAAUAGACAGAGCGGUGUGCAAAUAGAUGCAGUGGACCAUGAUCCAUGCACGCGGAACCCGUGCCAGAACGGCGGCAGCUGCAAGAGGCGUCUCACUGUUGGGCCCGAUAUGAAGACGGAGGAAAGCGUCCCAGUGAUCCUCGUAUCCAAUCACCCCCUGCAGCCUUACGCCUGCAGCUGCAGGCCGGGAUACACCGGAGCCGUCUGCGAGACCGACGUCGACGAGUGCCAGCCUUCGCCUUGUCACAAUGGCGGCACCUGCCACAAUCUGGUGGGGGGUUUCUCCUGCACCUGUCCUGAAGGUUUCACCGGCACGGCCUGCGAGAGGGACGUCAACGAAUGUCGUUCCAAUCCCUGCAAGAAUGGAGCGCUUUGUCAAAACUUCCCCGGCGGCUUCAACUGCCUCUGCAAAUCCGGAUUUGCAGGCAAAACAUGUGAUUCAAUCAUCAAUCACUGUGAGUGUAAUCCAUGUUUUAAUGGCGGCUCCUGUCAGAACCGGGUGGAUGGAUAUUACUGUCAUUGUCCAUUCGGGGUUUUCGGUAAACACUGCGAAUUGAACAGCUACGGCUUCGAAGAGCUCUCCUACAUGGAGUUCCCGUCGCUGGACCCCAACAACAACUACAUUUACGUGAAGUUUGCCACCCUGAAAAACGACGCCUUGCUCAUGUACAACCACGAUAACCAGACGGGAGACAAGGCAGAGUUCCUGGCCCUGGAAAUCUCGGAGGGGCAGAUGCGCUUCUCCUUCAACUUGGGAAGCGGAACAUACAAACUGAUGACCACGAUAAAAGUCUCCGACGGGCAGUUCCACACGGUCAUUGCCAGGCGGGCUGGGAUGGCCGCCUCGUUGACCGUGGACCUGUGCGGCGAGGACCAGGAACCAGGCUACUGUGCCGUGAGCAACGUGGCAGUUCACACCGACUGGCUCCUGGAUGUGGAGCCCAACCGGCUCUCGGUAGGGGGGGUGAGGUCAAUGGAGUCCGUCCUUCACCGACGCGGUCAGGUCGUCACGCACGACUUUGUGGGCUGCAUCAUGGAGUUGGCCGUCAACGGCCGCCCGCUGGAGCCCAGUCAGGCACUGGCAUCGCACGGCAUCCUUGACAGCUGUCCAAGACUGGAGGCAGCCUGCACCGCCAGCCCCUGCAGACACGGGGGCACCUGUUUGGACCACUGGUCUUGGCAGCAGUGCCAGUGCACGGACGGCUUCACCGGCAAAUACUGUGAGAAGUACAUCACGGCCGACACGGCGCUCUCCCUGGACGGCACCGGUCGCCUGGACUACGCCCUCAAGGAGGGCCCCAAGCGGGACAUCCUGCUGAGGAGAUCGCUGCAGGCCGGGACCCCUGACCCCGUCGUUCCCAGCCGUCUGGAGGUCAAGUUCAGGACGCGUGGCAAGAGCGGCACGUUGCUGCACGUGCAAGAGAGCAGUAACUACACCACGGUUAAGCUGAGGAACGGCAACCUCCACUACAUCUCAGAUGCAGGCGUGGGCGGCAAAGUGGAGCGGACCGUGGGGGACGCGGUGCUGUCCGACGGUCUGUGGCACACCCUCCUGCUGGUUAAGAAUGGCUCCGCCACCUUGAUGCAAGUGGACAACGCUCACUCGCGUGUCAUCCAGCAUCCAACCCAGGACUUUGGAGGUCUUGGUGUCCUCACAGUUUCCCUCGGAGGCAUCCCAUCUGGUCCCGGACAGCAGAAAACUACAACAGGGUUCGACGGCUGCCUGGCCUACGUGAAAUACAACGGCGAGAACCUCCCUUUCGCCGGAGAACACGGCCUCGUCGCCUUAACGAAGACCAGCCCGUCCGUCAAGAUAGGAUGCCGAGGUCCGAACUUGUGCGAGAGCAGCCCGUGCUGGGACGGCCUGAUGUGCAUCAACCUGUGGUACACGUACCAGUGCGUCCCGCCCGGCGACUGCGCCUCCAGUCCCUGUCAGAACCACGGGAGCUGUGUGCCGGAUCCCCGUGUGGGUUUCACCUGCGUCUGCUCCGAGUUCUACACCGGAAAGACGUGCGAGACCCAAGUGGCCUGCCUGGGUGUCCAGUGUCCUCAAGGGACCACUUGCAAGACAGUCAACAACGGCGGCUUUAUCUGUACUCCAAAUCCAGAAACGGAAGCCAUGGUUCUCCCCAUCUGGGCAGUCCCCGCGAUCGUCGGAACUUGUGCCACGGUGCUCGCCCUGGUGGUGCUCAGUCUCAUCCUGUGCAACCACUGCAAGGACCGAAAUAAAACCAAAGUGCCAAAGGAUCCUAUGGAGAAGAAACCCAAAGAGAAGAAGAAAAAGAAGAAAAAGGGAAGCGAGAACGUGGCAUUUGAUGACCCUGAUAACAUCCCGCCAUACGGAGAUGACAUGACGGUCCGGAAACAACCCGAAGGCAAUCCCAAGCCCGACAUCAUCGAGCGGGAGAAUCCGUAUCUGAUCUACGACGAAUCCGACAUCCCUCACAACAAUGAGGCCGUCCCAAGUGCUCCCUGCGCCCCUUGUAAUGGCCCGGAGGCCGACAUCGAGCACUACGACAUCGAUAACGCCAGCAGCAUCGCUCCGUCCGACGCGGACAUCAUCCAGCACUACAAGCAGUUCCGAAGUCACACCCCCAAAUUUUCCAUCCAGAGGCACAGCCCGCUGGGCUUUGCGAGGCAGUCCCCCUUACCCUUGGGUGCCACCAGUUACACCUACCAGCCUCAGUACACUCAGGCACUUCGAUCCACGCCGCUUAGCCACGCCCACUCAGCUUGCCCCACACCGAACCAUCUUUCCAGACACUCCCCGGCCCCGUUUACCAAGCCCUCCACCUUUUACAGAAACACUCCGACCAGGGAGCUUAACCUGGGCCGUCGUGAGGGCAGCCCCCUGGACCUGCACAACGACAUGUGCCAGCCGCCCCCCAUGUUCAACUACGCCACCCGGCUGGGGAGGCGCAGCAAGAGUCCGCAGACCAUGGCAAGCCACGGCCACACGUCCCGCCCCGGAAGUCGGCUCAAGCAACCCAUUGAGCAGAUCCCCCUGGAGACCGGCCCGCCCGUGGGGCUUUCGAUCGAGGAAGUGGAGCGGCUGAACAAUCCGCGUCCUCGCAACCCCAGCAUCUGCAGCGCCGACCACGGGCGCUCCAGCUCAGAAGAGGACUGCCGCCGGCCUCUCUCACGGGUCCGCAACCCCGCUGACGGCAUCCCCGCCCCGGAGUCCUCCUCAGAGAGCGACUCUCACGAUUCCUUCACCUGCUCGGAGAUGGAGUAUGACCGGGAAAAACCCGUUUCCUAUAGCUCCCGAGUCCCCAAGCUCUCACAAGUCAACGAGUCCGACGCGGACGACGAGGAUUACGGCGGGAGGCUGAAACAGAGGCGGUACUCGAGCCGACGGGCAGAAGGGGGUCCUGGCGUGGCCCAGCUGAACCCCAAUGAGCAGCACAACACCCUGCCUCACAAACUGGGGCCGGCCGGGGGCUUCAACUGGGACAAUCUUUUGAGCUGGGGCCCCGGUUUUGGACAUUACGUCGACGUGUUUAAGGACUUAGCCAUGCUUCCGGAAAACGCGUCGGCAAAGGACAUUGAAAUGAACAGCGGGGACGGCUCUGUCACCAUCCUAAAUGAAGGAGAAGCAGAACAAUACGUAUGAGACUAUUUAUUAUACUGGACGUUGUCGAUUUCGCGGACGUUGGCUCCAAAAACAACGUCGGACUUUGACCGUGUUUUUGAAUUGAAAAAUAACGACGACUUUCAAUGGAGUAAGGCAGAACCAACGGCACCUGAAUUCACCUUGGAAAGGUUUCCCCAGUCACCGUCCACCUGAUCCAUCACGCGUUGUCGGCACCCUUUGAAGAAUUCAACUGACCUCCGCGCGCGUUAUCUUGACGAAACGUUUCUGUUCCUUAUUAGCGAUAUUGCCUCUCGCUUGCAGGCCGAAAGAUAAGACGGCAGAUUAAAUGAACGCUCCCAGCUGUCGGACGAAACAAAACUCCCGUUCUUACGUUGCCGGUCAGGCUUUCAUCGGCGCCCGUGCGUUUUUGACGGCGCCGCGACCGCGGACUCUGUAAGCGCUCCCACGCAAAUCACACCCCGGUCCCCGCCGGUUGUCGCCUCGGGUUUGGUUUUCUCACAGAAGGGCCGCCCGAUUGCGCCGAGGGUCACAGUGAAUCAAGUCGACUGCCUUACGCACAUUUGAGGAUUGCGGCAUGGGGACAAAUAUGGUGGUGUAUUUUCGUUUUGGGUGGGUUCGUUUGCGUUUCAAUCGACACGAUGACAACUUGUGGAUAUUUCUUGAAAUGACCCAAACCAACAAAACAAAGACUCUGUAAAUUGUUCCCACAGUUCAAACGUGGAAUCAUUUGUCAUUGGUGUACUCGUCCAUUAUGUUGAUAUCAUGUUGUACGGUUGCUCGGUUUUUGUACUGUUUAUUAACUUAAAUUACUUAAGCUGUGUUUUUAUGGAUAUUUUUUUCAUAAACCGAAAUGUAUGUUCUUACUUUCGGGGAAAGUAAGGGUUAAAGACCUAUUUUUUACAUCUGUUACAUAUGUAACGUCAGUAUUUUCCACUUUUUAUAAAACUAUAACAUGCUGUAUGCUUUGUACUUGUAAAAAAAAAAAAAAAAAAAAAAAAAAAGCCAAUAACAGAAUAAAAAAAUAUUUAUUUAAAGGUGUUUGGAGAUCGUAUUGCAAACCAUUUCGAUGAAGUCGGGCCAGACUAAUUCCAAAAUGUUAAUUGACAUAUUUGGAAUUGUUUUGGAUAAAUUUGAUAGUCAAACCUCAUAUUUUCCGAUUGUUUACAAAAACAAGGAGCAAAUGACAGAUAGAUUUCUACGAAAUAUCCAAAAUUCCAGAACACAUUAUAUAUUAAUAAAAAUGUUUUCAGGAAUAAAGCUGUAU
Syngnathoides biaculeatus (alligator pipefish) is the source of this 16534-nucleotide messenger RNA. It is a transcript of the gene fat4, whose product is annotated as FAT atypical cadherin 4. Gene Ontology annotation, biological process: homophilic cell-cell adhesion. Lineage: Eukaryota; Metazoa; Chordata; Actinopteri; Syngnathiformes; Syngnathidae. Gene Ontology annotation, molecular function: calcium ion binding. Gene Ontology annotation, cellular component: plasma membrane. Bases 385 to 15288 code for a protein of 4967 amino acids. The transcript has 17 exons. The record is from RefSeq and is a predicted model, not a curated record.